Molecule: messenger RNA, 4129 nt
Organism: Ichthyophthirius multifiliis
Lineage: Eukaryota; Ciliophora; Oligohymenophorea; Hymenostomatida
Product: zinc carboxypeptidase family protein, putative
Exons: 15
Biological process (GO): proteolysis; protein side chain deglutamylation; protein phosphorylation
Molecular function (GO): metallocarboxypeptidase activity; ATP binding; zinc ion binding
Source: RefSeq, a predicted model, not a curated record
AUGCAUAAUAUAAUACAAUUAAACGACUACGAUAUACUAGAAUAACUUGGACAUGGUUCAUAUGGAGUUAUUCAUAAAGCUAAGAACAAUAAAAAUAACCAACUAUGUGUUAUAAAGACUAUUAAUACAAGUGAAAUGUCCUAAAAUUAAAUCGAAGAAGCCCUAAAUGAGGCUACAAUUUUAAAAUAAUGUGAAAAUGAAAUUGGAGACCUUGGAGUGGCAAAAAUACUAGAAAAAAACAAAGAUUUGGCAUAAACUGUUAUUGGAACUCCUUAUUAUUUAUCCCCUGAAAUAUGCCAAGAAAAAAAAUAUGACAAGAAAAGUGAUAUAUGGGCACUUGGAUGUGUUUUAUAUGAACUUUGUACGUCAAAACACCCUUUUGAAGCUUCUAAUUAGUUUGCUUUGGCCAUGAAAAUUCUCAAAAAUAAAGUUUAGUAGAUACCUUAGGGGUAUUCGAAACAUUUACAUAGAAUUUAAUAUUGGCUUUUAUAAAAAGACCCUGCUUAAAGACCUUGUACUGAAUAGAUUUUAUAGGAUUCUUAAUUAGACCAUUUAAUAGGUUUUAACGGAAAACAUUUAAAAAUGUGUUAUUUUCAUCCAAAGGAUGAUUAAAAAAUAUUAUAUGCUGUAGCAGGAAUUGUAGUAAUAGAAAACAUUAACGACAAACAUGAUUAAAAAUUUUUAAGAGGGCAUAACAUGCCAAUAACAGCAUUAGAAUUAUCAAAUUAAGGAAAUUUGAUUGUUACAGGAUAAGCAGGUUCUAAAUAAACUAAAACACUAGAAGCACCAAUUAUUUUAUGGGAUUAUAAUUCAUUAAGACCAAUAUAAACAUUAAAUGGCAUAAGAGAAUGUGUAAGCCGUUUAAGUUUAUCACCUGACGAGCAUUUUUUAGCUGCUACAGGUGCAAAUAAUUCUCUAACAAUUUGGAAUUUAAGAGAUUUUACAGUUGUACAUAAUAAAUUACUAGAACAUCCUAUUUCUGCAAUUUAAUGGGGUAGUAUGCGUAAAUCUUCUACUAGAUACAAUACAUAUCUUUUAAUAUCUAUAUAUGGCCCUACAAUAAUAGUAAAUACUUUAGAUUUUAAUGUUGGCUCUAUGCAGUAUACAUUAAAAUCUAAUACAUGCUAACUUCCAAAUUCUGGUUUAGUAAGACAAUAUACUCAAGUAGUAAUUGACUAAAACGGAGAUUAUAUAUUCGCAGGGACUACUGCUGGAGAAGUAUGUAUAUAUAGUCUCUAAAAUAUGAUAUUUAAAGCAGCUGUUCCUAUAGGAAAUAAUGGAGUUUUAAGUUUAGCAUUAUUUAAUGAUAUUCUUUUUGUGGGAAGUGGAGAUGGAAAAUUAAAAAAAUUGAAAGGUAAAGAUACAAGAUGGGCUUUAGAGAGUGAAUUAUAAGUUGAAGGAGCUAUUACUAGUUUAAGCUUGUAAAAUAAUUUACAAGAAUUACUUGUAGGAACUGCUAACAAUAAUAUGUAUAGAGUUCUUACAAGCAAUAUAGAUGCUACUUUAUAAACUGAAGGACAUUAAAGUAGUAUAGUAGGAGUAAGCUUUCCAUUUGAUAAAAAUGAUAUUUUUGUUACUAUUGAAAUAAAUGGAUUGUGUGCAGUUUGGGAUAAUAACGAACUAUAGAUUAUUACAAGAUGUUUACCAGUCGGAAUGAAUAAAGUUUUUGGUAGUAGUGUUACAGUGGCAGAUGAUGGAAGUAUAGUAUGUGGAUAUUCAGAUGGGUUUAUUAGAGCCUUUAAAAUUACUAAUAAACCAUAUUCACCUGUUUUUUGGGAAAUAGUAAAUGCACAUAAAGGUUGUGUGAGUUCUAUUUUUAUGAAUCAUAAUUAUGUACUUAGUGGUGGUUAAGAUGGUAUUGUAAGAGUUUGGAGUAGAGUAAAUAAACAAUUAAUUUAAUAAAUUUCGAUGCAUACUAAAGAUGUAGUAAGUGUUUUUCCUGAUAUUUAAAAGGAAAAUAUUAUACAUUCAGCUUCUAUAGAUAAAUCGGUUAAUACUUUUGAUUUAAAAACUGACAAAAAAGUUAUUUUCCACUAAGCUAAAAAUGGGUAAAUUCUUCACAUGUCCUAAAGAAAAGAUCAUGAAUUAGAAUUAAUUACUUGUGGACUUAAUAUUCCUAUUCUUUUCUGGGAUUGUGAUGUUUAAGAACCUGUAGAAUAAAUUAAUUGCCUUGAUAAACUUAAUUGUAUAGAAGUUUCACCUUCAGGUAAGUAUAUGGCAUUAGGAAAUGAUAUUGGAGAGUUCAAAAAUAAUUUUUAAUAUAAAAAAAAAAAUGUUAUGUAUAAUAAUUUUUACAAAAAAGAUGAGGGUUAUGCUUUCACAACUAGUGAAUCUGAAUAUGAUUCAGAAGAUAAUGAUUUAUAAGACAGUCAUAUAGAUAUAACAAAAUAUUUACCUGAAGCAAAUCCUUUAAUACCUAAAGUUUAUUCCUAACUCUUUGAAGUUAAAACAGUUAACAAUAUUUAAUUUGAAUAAUCCUACGUAAAUAGAUGGAACUUAUUAUUUCGCAACAUAUAUCUCUCACUUAAAAAAUUAUUUAAAAUCUAAAAAAAAGACAAAAUAUAAUUUUCUUCUGAAUUUGAAAGUGGUAAUUUAUUUUCAGCAUAUAAAGUUUCGGAAAAUGAAUAUGAUUUAAUCUUAUAAAAUGAUAUAAAUACAAAAGGAAAUACUUAAUGGUUCUUUUUUUCUAUAAAAAAUACUAAAGCUGGUUAAGCCAUUAAAUUUAAUAUUUUAAAUUUAAUAAAAACAGGAAGUCUUUUUAAUGAAGGAUUAAACCCAGUAGUUUUUAGUGUAAAAUAAAAUGAAAAAGAUGGAUAAGAAUGGAUUAGAGAUGGUUUUAAUAUAAAAUAUUAUAAAGGAGAAUAUACACGAGAUGGUUUUAGGGAUAAGCAUUAUUACACAUUAAGUUUUAGUUAUUAUUUUUAACAUUCAGGAGAUAUUGUAUAUUUCGCUCAUUCCUUUCCAUAUACAUUUAGUAAUUUAAAAGAAUAUAUUAAUUAAAUACUAUAAGAUGAAACUAAAACAAAAAUUCUAAAUAUAAGAUAAAUAGCUAGAACAUUAGCAGGAAAUAGCAUAGAUUGCUUAACUAUAACAUCAAGUUCAAUGAUAAAAAGAAAUCAAAGAAAAGGUGUAGUAAUAUUCGCUAGAUAACAUCCAGGAGAAACAAAUGCAUCAUACAUGAUGUAAGGUUGUAUAGAUUUUCUACUAGGAGAAAGUAAAGAAGCGCAAUAUUUAAGGGAUUCUUGUGUUUUUAAAAUUGUUCCUAUGGUAAAUCCAGAUGGAGUAAUUCAUGGAAAUUAUAGAUGUUCAUUAGCAGGAUGUGAUUUAAAUAGAAGAUGGAAAAAACCUCAUAAAAAAUUACAUCCUAGUAUUUGGUCAAUUAAAGAUAUGAUUAAAAAUUUUAGCAGAGAAAGAGAAUUGUGCUUAAUUUUAGAUUUACAUGGUCAUAGUAGAAAAAUGAAUACUUUUUUUUAUGGUUGCUCUUAUAAAGAAGAUCCUGUUUUAACUAGAAUUUUUCCUUAUUAAAUGUCUAAAAUGAGUGAUUAUAUUAGUUUUUAGGAUUGUAGGUUUAGUGUUAGUAAAUGUAAGGAAAAAACUGCCAGAAUAUCUCUUUGGAAAGAACUUAGGAUUGCUAAUAUAUUUACUUUGGAAAGUUCAUUUUUUGGUAAAAUGAAGGAUUAGAGAUGCUAUCAUUAUACUAUUUAGGAUUAUUUAGAUAUAGGAAGAGAUAUUUGUUUGAAUUUAUUUAAUGUUUUGGAAGACGAAGAAUUCAAAAAGGGAAAUAAAAUUAAAUUAAUGUAAGAAUUAAAGGAAAACUUCCAAAAGAUUAUCGAAUAAGAGGAAAUAAAUGACGAAAAUUCAUUCGAAUCUGACUCAAACCCUUCCGAAGAUGAAUUAGAAGAUGAAUAGAUGGUAAAAAUAUUACCUAAAUUCGUAUAUACGAAAAAACAAAGCCGAAUAUUCCAAUAAUAAAUUGAAAAAGAAAAAGAAUAAAAAAAAGAAGAUAUUUAAGCAAAAAAGAUUUAAUUAAAAAAAGCGAUAUAAUUUCGAGUAUAAAUAAUAACAAAAAUAAUGAUAACAAUAAUAAUAAUAACAAUAUAAAUGAAAAUAUUGAAAAUGUUAGAAAAUC